Parascedosporium putredinis is the source of this 297-nucleotide messenger RNA. Lineage: Eukaryota; Fungi; Ascomycota; Sordariomycetes; Microascales; Microascaceae. The record is from the annotation of a GenBank genome assembly.
AUGUCGCACAUGGUUGCGUGUACGAAUGUACGCCAUCGCAGCAUGAAGCUCAUCGUCAGUGGCGCCACCGGCUUCCUCGCCACCGAGGUCAUCCGCCAGAGCCUCCAAAGGCCCGAAAUCACCUCCGUCGUCGCCGUCAGCAGACGGCCGAUAACCGCCCCACAAGGAGCCGAUCCUUCCAAAUUGAAAAAUCUCGUCCUCAAGGACUUUAAUCAUUAUUCCGAAGCCGACAAAAGGAGCUUGCCGGGGCCAAAGGAUGCAUCUGGUGAGUACAUGAACUGGCCCGGCACGAAAUGA